ACUAGACAUUCUCCACUGGCUGGUGAGAGAGAGGCUGGGAAGCUAUAGAAACAUCUUCUCAGUCAACCUCUGGGAUCGUUUGAGUCACAAGCCGAAGGACCCGCGGUCUUGGUGCGGUGCAGCGCGUAAGUCGGAAAAUGAACGGCUCUUUGGUUCGCCCCGGGGCACGGCAGUCCUUCCCCUCCCCGCGCUAUGGUAACGCGUCGCUGGGAGACGCGAGGAACUGGAGCGAAGACUCCUUCCCGCAGGGGAGCGGCGAGCUGGAGAGGCUCUUCCUGCUCACCAUUUGGGAGCCCACCACCAUCGCCCUGACCGCCAUGUAUGUUCUGUCCUUCGUGGUGGGCUUCGCGGGGAACAUCAUGUCCAUCAGGGUCCUCACGGGGAGGCGGAGCAAGAGGCUGCCGGGGGUGAGCGCCACCCGGAGCCUGCUGAUCAACCUGGCCGUGUGCGACCUGAUGGUGGUGUGCGUCUGCAUGCCCAUCACCCUCGGCUACAAGAUCUACAAGGCCUGGGUGUACGGGGACUUCCUGUGCCGGGUGGUGCCCUUCACGCAGGCCGUGUCCGUGUCGGCCAGCGUCCUCAGCCUGACCGUCAUCAGCAUCAACCGCUACUACAGCGUCCACAGCCCGCUGAACGCCCGGUCCUUCUUCACCCGGAGGAAGAUCCUCUGGACCAUCGCGGUGGUCUGGGUCCUGUCCUCCGGCAUCUGUUCGCCUCUCGUCUUCAUGAACCAGCGAGACGAGUUCCGGCCCAUCGAGGAGCUGCCCUUCGUCUUCCCCAUAUGCCGGGAGAUCUGGCCCCAGGCCAGGCUCAAGCAGGCCUACAACGUCCUGCUCUUCGUCACCCUCUACUGCGUGCCCGUGGCCUUCAACCUGACCAUCAGCUUCCUGACCGGCCGGAAGCUGUGGCACGCCUCCCGCCACUUCGCCGAGCUCGAGGCCCGCGGCCAGGCCGCCCUCUCCUCCCGCCUGAAGGCCCGCAAGAAGAUCGCCAAGAUGGUGGUGGCCCUGGUGCUGCUGUUCGCCGUCUCCUGGCUUCCGCUCUACGUGGCCGACAUCUGGAUCGACCACGAGGCGGACACCCCGCCCUGGCUCCUGCAGCUGCAGUCCUUCGCCCAGUGGCUGGGCCUCACCAAUUCCAGCCUGAACCCCAUCUGCUACUGCUUCAUAGGCGACCUGUACCGCUCGGCCAAGGUCAUCAAGACCAAGUACCGCCAGAGGUGCCUCACCUUCUUCAGGUCGUCCACCUCUGACUCGCUGCCCAAAAUGCUCGCCAGUAAGCAGCCCAAGUCCGGGCAGCACGGAGAGGCCAUCUGCUGCCGGCUGGAGGAGCGGUUCUCCGACUGGUACUCCCACGGCAGUACGUGCGAGACCACGCUCGGCUCCGGUCAGCAGGUACCGCUUCACGGCGUGUUAGCCCACAGAGACUUCAGGGACAUGUCUGGUCACACAGGCUUCUAACCUGUAAUCGUAAUCAUUUCUUCCAGAGAGAGGAGGGUACCGUGUGCUGCAUCACCGUAGAUUGACCAUCGUCAGCGUCCUUUUGUGGAUUGCGCUAAAUGGCGAAAACUGUUGUAAGCUACAAGAUGAUUCUAUGGCCCUUUAGCCUUUGGGGAAAGAAGAUAAGUGACCUCAAGAACAUUGCUAACUGAAGCACAUGCAGCAUUGUUUGGUAUGUAGGGACGGACCGAUGCUUAUUUAAGCAGCUGUACUUUGAAAAGUGAUUUCAAGUGGAAUAUAUUUUGGUAAGCAUAUUGACAAGUGAAAACACCACUACAUCAAAAAACAAUAUUGUUUGCGUCAAAAUAUGCUUUGUAUUUCAGUGUGGAUCUCUACAGUGGGUAAAUUUGGACAAAGCAAUUGCUGGGUUUCAUAAUUGAUGACUCCUGUAGUUAUAUGUUGAUAAUUGAAAACGUAUUUUCAGUGUCAUUAGCAUAACACAUUACUGUGACUCAAUUAUUAUUUUUAACAGAAGCAUGAGACAUAACUCAGAUAUAAAUAUAAAUUUUGUAUGCUACCAAAUAUCUACUGGGGAAAAAAUGUGUGUAUAUAUUACUUCAGAUUACAUUCAUUUGUCCAAUUACUUUUGGUCCCCUAAAAUGGGGGACUAUGUAUGAAAAGGGCUGUAAUUACAUGGAUCACCCAAUAUGGAUGUAAAUGCCCUCAUAUUA
Anguilla rostrata (American eel) is the source of this 2170-nucleotide messenger RNA. Its product is annotated as QRFP-like peptide receptor. Bases 138 to 1460 code for a protein of 440 amino acids. Gene Ontology annotation, biological process: G protein-coupled receptor signaling pathway; cellular response to hormone stimulus. The transcript has a single exon. NCBI's taxonomy places the organism in Eukaryota, Metazoa, Chordata, Actinopteri, Anguilliformes, Anguillidae. Gene Ontology annotation, molecular function: G protein-coupled receptor activity; peptide binding. The record is from RefSeq and is a predicted model, not a curated record. Gene Ontology annotation, cellular component: plasma membrane.